Messenger RNA from Candidozyma haemuli, 861 nucleotides. RefSeq names its product tRNA(adenine34) deaminase. Gene Ontology annotation, cellular component: nucleus; cytoplasm. Gene Ontology annotation, biological process: tRNA wobble adenosine to inosine editing. The record is from RefSeq and is a predicted model, not a curated record. Gene Ontology annotation, molecular function: tRNA-specific adenosine-34 deaminase activity; zinc ion binding. The coding region runs from base 1 to 861 and encodes 286 amino acids. The transcript has a single exon. Lineage: Eukaryota; Fungi; Ascomycota; Pichiomycetes; Serinales; Metschnikowiaceae.
AUGAAUGAUCUUACAGUCCAUUUUAAAUACCUAGCUUUAUCCACAUUCGUAGCAUACCGCGCGUUGUGUAACUUAGAAACCCCUGUUGCAUGCAUAAUUGUUAACAAGAAAACUGGAAAGAUCUUAAGUUACGGUUGUAAUGAUACAAACGCCUCCCUCAAUGGUACGCGCCAUGCGGAAUUUGUCGCAAUCGAUAAAAUACUAUCCGACUACGAUCUUUUGGGAGCUUCGCCUGAAGCUUUGUUCGACUUCUGGGAAAAUUUGGUCUUAUACGUGACCGUAGAACCGUGUGUCAUGUGCGCCCUGGCUCUUCAACAAAUCGGAAUCAGGGAAGUAUACUUCGGGGCCGCCAACGAUAGAUUUGGAGGCAAUGGAUCUAUCAUUAAAGUCCAGCUGACACAGUCAGCGUCGACAUAUCUAAGUUACGGUGGUAUCAUGAGAGUCGAGGCAGUACAUUUGCUUCGAUGUUUUUACAUCCAGGAAAACGAUACCGCCCCCACACCGAAGAUCAAGAAGAAUAAAGACAUCGAUGGCAAACCGUUUCCGCCCAAUAUCACUUUCAGUCGCAUCUUGAGUUAUAGUGAAUUCGAGUCGUUUUAUGAGAAACAUCGUACUGAUAUUUUCUUCCCAGGUCCUAAAGAAGACAUUGAGAUUACGCCAUUAGUUGGGAAAGGAUACUGUUUCAAGGACCUUGUCGACGUUGACACAAUUAGACAAAUUCCUGACAUCAAUGGUCUAUAUCCGAGAGGAUCACCAGAAAUUGAUCAUGAUAUAAAGGAAUUAAAUAAAAUACUUCCUUUUGUCAAAAAUGAUGGCAAAGUCGGAUGGUCUUUUGAAAGCGAACAUAGCCCUCAGUCAUAG